AUGGAACAAAGUAAAGAAAAUAACAAUGCAGUAAGACAGACAGUACCGACUAAAAUUUAUGAUGCUAGAAGCCACUCUCAAGUGAACUACAAUUUAAACGGAGGUAAUUAUCCAGAUAAUAAUCACAAUCUCUUCCAAAUGAUCAAAUGUCACGAAGACAGUCUACUAAGACUGCAUCACUUGACCGCUGGCCGACAAAACAGCACAUACGACAAUAACUAUCAAAACGAUUUAUCCUGGUACUCUAAAGACCUUCAACGCCAAUAUAUCAAACCAGUAGAUUACAUUUCAUACGAAGAUGUACGGAGAAAAUAUGAUGAAAGUAAAUUAAAAGAAAAGGAUUCACAAAAAGAGUCCGAAGAAGAAAGAGACGGGAAAACAGACGAAAGAAAGAAGCCAAGAAGAAAUCGGACUACAUUUACAAGUCAACAGUUGGCUGCUUUAGAGAAAGUGUUUGAAAAAACACAUUACCCUGAUGCGUUUGUUAGAGAAGAUUUAGCGGCGCGAGUUAACUUAACUGAAGCGAGAGUUCAGGUUUGGUUCCAAAAUAGACGAGCAAAGUUUCGUCGUAACGAGCGUUCCGCUUUAUCAUCUCAUCGAAGUUCCACAAGCCAUAACUCACCAGAACCAAUACCUGUACCGAUUGGUAUCCCGCAUCAAACCGACCCUAGGCAAGAUUAUACAAGGAACACCAAAGAACCGUGGCUUCACCAUUUUCAAACAAAUAACCUAAAUUUCAAUCUUGGUAUUCCAUUAUCGAAUACCGGUUUAUAUCAAAAUGAUUAUUCAUUAAUGAUGCAAAACGUCGGAAAUCGACAGUACAUACCGAAUUCCAAUACAUUAAUGUCCCAAAACGUUUCAAAUUAUGGUGGAUCAACAGAAAACAGUUACGGCUCUUGCGCAUUGAUAGGGAGUUACAGCAAUCCAUUGCAACCGUCUCAUCAUAGUUCGUACAAUUUAAAUUUAAGAUUAAGACCGCACGAUUUUACAAUUAAUAAUAUAACAUUGUAAGAAAAGAAGCUUUACUAUUUUUGAUUCACGUUUAAAUUGCAAUAUUAGUGGCUUAUUAAUUGUAACGGUGGCGAUACCGCCUCACUUUACAAAUAAUCAAGAAAUAACUAAAUGUAAAAAUCGUUUUAUAUUUAGUUAUAGUAUUUUUCUCUCAUUUAGACUAAUUUCCUUCAGAGAUUCUGCUGUUGUACGAUUACACUAUUACAUCCGACGGCUCAUUUGAGGGACUAAUAAAACUUGUUAGUGAUCAAAUACUAAAUUUGAUUAAAAUUAGAAAAAAGACCAU
Papilio polytes (common Mormon) is the source of this 1297-nucleotide messenger RNA. Its product is annotated as paired box protein Pax-6-like. Bases 1 to 1011 code for a protein of 336 amino acids. The transcript has 3 exons. Lineage: Eukaryota; Metazoa; Arthropoda; Insecta; Lepidoptera; Papilionidae. The record is from RefSeq and is a predicted model, not a curated record. Gene Ontology annotation, molecular function: DNA-binding transcription factor activity, RNA polymerase II-specific; RNA polymerase II transcription regulatory region sequence-specific DNA binding. Gene Ontology annotation, biological process: regulation of transcription by RNA polymerase II.